Molecule: messenger RNA, 726 nt
Organism: Momordica charantia (bitter melon)
Lineage: Eukaryota; Viridiplantae; Streptophyta; Magnoliopsida; Cucurbitales; Cucurbitaceae
Product: beta-mannosyltransferase-like protein
Source: RefSeq, a predicted model, not a curated record
CUUAUUCGUUCCUUUUUCUCUCUCUAAUCUCUCUCUCUCUCUCUCUCUCUCUCCUCUGUGGAAAGCGCCAUCCUCCGUCUUCCGCCAUGUCUUCUUCCUCGAUUCCUUCACUUGCCGAAACCUAACCAGACGCUGAGAUUCUCUGAGAGGAGAGGUUGUUCCGGUUGAAUUUGCAGAGUUUUCCGAGGUGCAACUGGCGGAAAUUGGCGAUGUCUCUGAGAAUAAAGGCGGUGGUGGAUAAAUUCGUGGAGGAGCUGAAGGAAGCCUUGGAUGCGGACAUUCAGGACCGAAUCAUGAAGGAGAGAGAGAUGCAGAGUUACAUCGAAGAGCGUGAACGCGAGGUCGCUGAGCGGGAAGCUGCUUGGAAGGCCGAGCUCUCACGUCGUGAGGCAGAGAUUGCACGUCAAGAAGCAAGGUUGAAGAUGGAGAAGGAAAAUCUGGAAAAGGAGAAAAGUGUACUAAUGGGAACUGCAUCAAAUCAAGACAAUCAAGAUGGAGCUCUUGAAAUUACUGUGAGUGGUGAGAAGUACCGAUGCCUCAGGUUUGCAAAGGCCAAAAAAUGAGGCUGACAUAAUGAUAUGAUAGUAAAAAAGGGGACAAAAAAAGGUAGCUUCUUGUUCAUUCCUAUUUUUUUCAAAGCAAAAUCAUUAGUCUUGAAAGCUUCUAAGAUGUACAUGUAGGUAAUUAUUUGUUACAUUAUCAUGAUGCUAGCAGCCUUUUUUUUUU